Messenger RNA from Penaeus chinensis, 2167 nucleotides. Its product is annotated as pyrethroid hydrolase Ces2a-like. Gene Ontology annotation, molecular function: hydrolase activity. The coding region runs from base 91 to 1935 and encodes 614 amino acids. The transcript has 13 exons. Lineage: Eukaryota; Metazoa; Arthropoda; Malacostraca; Decapoda; Penaeidae. The record is from RefSeq and is a predicted model, not a curated record.
UGUAAGUCAUUCAGGACGAGAGCGCUAUUGACACACUACCAGAACUGCUUUGAAAGCCUCGCGGACGAGCGAUUGAGAAAAGCGCCCGCCAUGCCUUCCUCGCCCGCCUCGACGCCCGCCCUCCUUGCGGCAGCGAUGGGCGUGAUCGUGGCAGUGUGCGGUUCCGCCUCCCAGAGCGCCCCGCCCUCCAUGGCGAAGGUCAUCACGGCCAAGUCCCAACCCGAAGUAUGGACGCCCAUCGAGCACACCACGAGCCUGGGCACGAUAUCUGGACGGAAGGAGGAGACCAUCGGCCAGAAUCGAACGCACACCUUCUACUACGCCUUCAGAGGAAUACCCUUCGCGAAACCGCCCGUUGGGGAUCUGCGGUGGUCGGAACCUGUAGAGGUGGAGGACCGUUGGCCUGCCGGUCGGCUUGACGCCUCCGAAUUCAAGGCGAUUUGCCCGCAGUACGACACAACGGCGAGGCAGGUACUGGGUGACGAAGACUGUCUCCAUCUUAAUGUGUACACGGCGAAGUUGCCAGUCGACGCCCAGGACUCGAAGGAGCUCCUGCCAGUGUUCGUGUUCUUCCACGGCGGCGCCUUCCUUCGGGGCUCGGCUGUGUCCCACGGCGCCGCGCGCUUGCUGGCCCGCGACCUUGUCCUCGUCACCGUCAACUACCGCCUCGGGGCUCUCGGAUUUCUGAGUACGGGCGACACAACAUUGGCCGGGAACUACGGCAUGCUGGACCAGGUGGCCGCGCUGCGCUGGGUCCAGAGGAACAUCGCUCAGUUCGGCGGCGACAAGGACAGGGUCACCAUCGGCGGCUUCUCCGCCGGCGCCGCCUCCGUCCAGUUCCACACGCUCUCGCCUCGCUCUCAAGGUCUGUUUCACGGCGCUGUCCUAAUGAGCGGGAGCGCCAAGUGCUCGUGGGCGGUACAGAAGAAACCUCGCGCCCACGCCCAUCGAUUCGCGCGUGAACUGGGCUGCCCAUACGCCUCGGCCGCUGAGCUAAGGGCCUGCAUCUUGUCCAAGAGCACGGAGGAGGUGGUGGAGGCCCAGGCGAAGAUGCAUAGAUACAUCUUUUGGCCGGUGCCCUUCAGCGUAGUGGUUGACGGAGGGCUGAGAGAGGGUCCCUUCCUCCCCGUUCCUGUGGAGAACCUCACUCCGAGCGCGCCAGUGCCAGUUCUGAUGGGAAUGGUGCCUAAGGAAAGCAUACUUUUCGCAUUAGGUACCAUUCUCACCUCGAAGGACCCGACCGACGUAGCUGCCGUGUACGAGGACGCGGCGCUGUACCAAGUGGCCUCCUUCCUGCCAGACAGCACGGCGGAGACGGUGGCGAGGCUGGUCGAGUCUUUCUACUACACGCCGAAGGCUAGGCGAUCCCUCAACGCCCUGAUGGAGGAGAUGACCGAGCUUCUGACGGACUACCUCUUUUUGUCCUGCGUGUGGGAUACCGCCUUGGCCUACGCUGAUGGUGGCAGCCGCGUUUACACCUACGUUAUGACGCACAGAGAGCCGGGUGGGUACGUGUGGGCUGACAUAAUAUACCAAAACGCACGAAGAAUUGGCAUCACUUCGCCCCUCCUGGAUGUGGGCGUGUCCCAUGGCGACGAACUGCUGCACGUCUUCAGCUUCCCUGGCGCCCUCGAGCACCUGCAGGAUAAGGCUACUACUCAGGAGGAGACUGUAGCUGCCUUCAUGACCUCUGCCUGGGCUAGUUUCGUGAUGCAUGGCGAACCCCGAACAAACCCGACCUGGGAACCGCUCGCGCCGGGAGAACCUCAGCCUUACAUGAACCUCUGCCCAUCCCCCGCCAUGGUCCAUUCUCCCUUCAAAAAGCAGAGUCAGAACUUUUGGCGCCAGACGAUACCACUCGUGACGAACUCCUUGGCACCCACAGGAUUGCACGGGACCCGGAUGGAACAGUGCCCGCGCCCCUCCGAUCCUUGACAGUCUUAUUAUUGGCAUUUUUUCUUUCUUUCCUUUUCUUUUACAUUGUACUUAUAAUUACUCUUCCUGUUGUUUGUCUCUUAUAUAUUCUUAUUCAUAGACUCGUGUUUUUCUUUUCUUUUUCUCUCUCUUCUGUUUGAGCGUUGGAAUUUUUUUUUUUAAUUCUUCAUUUGACAGAAGCCCAACCCAAACUUAUGAAAUUGUAAAUUGAAUAAAGUUAUAAACAAAAUUA